CCGGGCGCGAGCGCCCUGCUCGGCGGGGCCUGCUCGGGGCCGACUUUGGGCCUGCCCGCCCGGGCCUGCCCGCACCCUCCCGCCCGGCCUGGCCGGCGCCCCCUCGCGCCCCGGGCGGGCCCUGCACGUCUCGCGAGCAGCCCGGAGCGGCGGGGGAGGCGGGGCCCGCGGGCUGCCGGGCAGGGCCGGGGCGGCGCCGAUCCCGGGCCGGAGCGGGGCGAACGGGGCCGAGCGGCGGGCCGGGCCAGGCCGGGCAGGGCCGGGGCGCGGGUCGGCGGGAAGAUGGCGAACGUGGGGCUGCAGUUCCAGGCGAGCGCGGGGGACUCGGACCCGCAGAGCCGGCCCCUGCUGCUGCUCGGGCAGCUGCACCACCUGCACCGCGUGCCCUGGAGCCACGUCCGCGGGAAGCUGCAGCCCCGGGUCACCGAGGAGCUCUGGCAGGCUGCCCUGAGCACGCUCAACCCCAACCCCACGGACAGCUGUCCCCUCUACCUGAACUACGCCACUGUGGCUGCCCUGCCCUGCAGGGUGAGCCGGCACAACAGCCCCUCAGCCGCCCACUUCAUCACGCGGCUGGUGCGGACCUGCCUGCCGCCCGGAGCACAUCGCUGCAUUGUGAUGGUCUGCGAGCAGCCGGAGGUGUUUGCUUCCGCCUGUGCCCUGGCCCGGGCCUUCCCGCUGUUCACCCACCGCUCAGGUGCUUCUCGGCGCUUGGAGAAGAAGACGGUCACCGUGGAGUUUUUCCUGGUAGGACAAGACAACGGGCCGGUGGAGGUGUCCACAUUGCAGUGCUUAACAAAUGCCACAGACGGCGUGCGGCUAGCAGCCCGCAUCGUGGACACACCCUGCAAUGAGAUGAACACCGACACCUUCCUCGAGGAGAUUAACAAAGUUGGAAAGGAGCUGGGGAUCAUCCCAACCAUCAUCCGGGAUGAAGAACUGAAGACGAGAGGAUUUGGAGGAAUCUAUGGGGUCGGCAAAGCUGCUCUGCAUCCCCCAGCCCUGGCUGUCCUCAGCCACACCCCAGACGGAGCCACGCAGACCAUCGCCUGGGUGGGCAAAGGCAUCGUCUAUGACACUGGGGGCCUCAGCAUCAAAGGGAAGACAACCAUGCCAGGGAUGAAGCGAGACUGCGGGGGUGCCGCGGCCGUCCUGGGGGCCUUCAGAGCUGCAAUCAAGCAGGGUUUCAAAGACAACCUUCACGCUGUGUUCUGCUUGGCUGAGAACUCGGUGGGACCCAACGCGACAAGGCCAGAUGACAUCCACCUGUUGUACUCAGGGAAGACGGUGGAAAUCAACAACACGGACGCCGAGGGCAGGCUGGUGCUGGCAGAUGGCGUGUCCUAUGCUUGCAAGGACCUGGGGGCUGACAUCAUCCUGGACAUGGCCACCCUGACGGGGGCUCAGGGCAUCGCCACAGGGAAGCACCACGCCGCGGUGCUCACCAACAGCGCUGAGUGGGAGGCCGCCUGCGUGAAGGCGGGCAGGAAGUGCGGGGACCUGGUGCACCCGCUGGUCUACUGCCCCGAACUGCACUUCAGCGAGUUCACCUCGGCCGUGGCUGACAUGAAGAACUCGGUAGCGGACCGAGACAACAGUCCCAGCUCCUGUGCUGGCCUCUUCAUUGCCUCCCACAUCGGCUUUGACUGGCCCGGAGUCUGGGUCCACCUGGACAUCGCUGCACCGGUGCAUGCCGGUGAGCGAGCCACGGGCUUUGGUGUGGCCCUCCUGCUGGCGCUCUUCGGCCGUGCCUCUGAGGACCCUCUGCUGAACCUGGUGUCCCCGCUGGGCUGCGAGGUGGAUGUCGAGGAGGGGGACGUGGGGAGGGACUCCAAGAGACGCAGGCUUGUGUGAGCCUCCUGCUUCGGCCCUGACAAACGGGGAUCUUUUACCUCACUUUGCACUGAUUAAUUUUAAGCAAUUGAAAGAUUACCCUUCAGAUGGGUUUUGGUUUUUCUUUCUGGUCGUCACCAUAGUGGUGGAAACAGCUGAAGUUUUAGGAGACAGCUUAGGGUUUGGUGCAGGCCACGGUGAGGGGACCAGCAAGCGCUGGGGCUUGUUUCUGUUAGUGACAUACGGGACUGAGACAGCUUCUGUAAAUUGCUACCCUUGGGGCCUUCUGCACCCCGGGGUGAGGCCUCCUGCCUGCCUGGUGCCCUGUCCCAGCCCCAGGUCCUGUGCAGGGCACGCGCGUGGCUGACAGCCAGGCUCUUACUCCAGCCGGGGCUGCCAGGGCAUCCAGCCAGCCCAGCCCUGUGAAAGAUGGAACUGACUUGCUGCAGGGGACCCGAUUUUAUAGGGCAAGAGAAGUCACACUCUGGCCUCUCAGAAUUCACUUGAGGUUCAAUUAAAUACGGUCACACCACCCCUUCA
Rhinopithecus roxellana (golden snub-nosed monkey) is the source of this 2373-nucleotide messenger RNA. RefSeq names its product aminopeptidase like 1 (gene NPEPL1). Gene Ontology annotation, biological process: proteolysis. The transcript is spliced from 12 exons. Bases 283 to 1854 code for a protein of 523 amino acids. The record is from RefSeq and is a predicted model, not a curated record. Lineage: Eukaryota; Metazoa; Chordata; Mammalia; Primates; Cercopithecidae. Gene Ontology annotation, cellular component: cytoplasm. Gene Ontology annotation, molecular function: metalloaminopeptidase activity; manganese ion binding.